AUGCCCAAAUACUAUUGCGAAUAUUGUGAUAAGUAUCUUACACAUGACUCUCCAUCAGUCAGAAGAUCACAUAUCAUCGGUAAGGUGCAUCAACAAGCUGUUAGAUUAUACUAUCAACAAUUUGAAGCAGACUAUCACAAGAGUAUAACAGAACAAAGAAUAAAAGAAAUGAUCAAACCCGGAACAGUACCUCUUCCACAAGGACCUCCAAUGUUCCCACAAGCACCUCCACAUGGAAUGAUGAUGGGACCUUCACCUUAUGGUAUGGGAGGUAUGGGUAUGGUAGGACCACCAGGUAUGGGAAGAGGCGGUAUGCCAAUGCCUCCACAUAAUAUGAUGAUGGCUCAAGGUCCUCCUCCACCAUACGGUGGUCAACCAGACUUUAAUCAACCACCUCCACCCUUCCCAUUCAUCCCUAAACAAUCAUUUAAUCCAUUCCCACCUCAAUAA
This is a messenger RNA of Cavenderia fasciculata, 450 nucleotides long. RefSeq names its product C2H2-type zinc finger-containing protein (gene snrpC). Gene Ontology annotation, molecular function: pre-mRNA 5'-splice site binding; zinc ion binding. NCBI's taxonomy places the organism in Eukaryota, Evosea, Eumycetozoa, Acytosteliales, Cavenderiaceae. The transcript is spliced from 2 exons. The coding region runs from base 1 to 450 and encodes 149 amino acids. Gene Ontology annotation, cellular component: U1 snRNP; nucleus. The record is from RefSeq and is a predicted model, not a curated record. Gene Ontology annotation, biological process: mRNA 5'-splice site recognition; mRNA splicing, via spliceosome; spliceosomal snRNP assembly.